Leptonychotes weddellii (Weddell seal) is the source of this 1778-nucleotide messenger RNA. NCBI's taxonomy places the organism in Eukaryota, Metazoa, Chordata, Mammalia, Carnivora, Phocidae. The record is from RefSeq and is a predicted model, not a curated record.
CCGGCCGGGGGGUGGGGUCCCGGCGCCCCGUCAGGUCCCUUACGCGGAGAGAGGGUCUGGCACACUGCGUACCUAAGAGACGUUUCAUGAGGUGGAUGGAUUCCGGUGCCCGCGGACUGAGUUUCUCCCAUGUGGAAAGCUAGGAUUAGGGUCAGCACUUGAAGUCCAAGGACAGAGAAUGAGUCGGGAUCGCAUCGAAUCUGUAGAUGAAUUCGAGGUCGGAUUUACAUCUUACCGAAUUGAGCUUUCCGAUCCAUGGACUUGGACUCAGUGGUUUUUGAGGAUGUGGUUGUGGACUUCACCCCGGAGGAGUGGGCUUUGCUGGAUCCUGGUCAGAGGAGGCUCUACAAAGAUGUGAUGCUGGAGACCUGCAGGAACCUGGCCUCACUGGGUGAAAACUGGAAAUGCCCUGGCAUUGAACAUCAGCACAAGAACGAGGGGACAUGUAUGAGGUGUCAUGUGGUGGGGAUACCCUCAGAAAAUAAUGGAAGUAAUCAAUGUGGAGAAACCAAUCAGAUUUCAAAUUUUAUUGUGCAUAAGAGACUUCCUACUGGAGUAAAUUCCUGUGAAUACAUUAAGUUUGAAAAAGCCAUCAUAAAUACUACACCCCUAAAGAGUCCCAUAACAUCAUCUCAACAUGGACAGAAACCCCAUCAAUGUAAGGAAUGUGGGAAAACUUUUAUUUGUUACUCAUCAUUUAGAGCACACGUAAGAGCUCACACUGAAAAGAAACCCUAUACAUGUAAAGAAUGUGGAAAAGCCUUUAUAUACUUCUCCAAACUUAGGGUCCAUAUAAGAAUCCACACUGGAGAGAAGCCUUAUGAAUGUGAAAAGUGUGGGAAAACCUUCAGAUCUCCCUCAAACCUCUGGACACAUAGGGAGACUCAUACUGUUGAGAAACUCUAUGCCUGUAGAGAAUGUGAGAAAUCAUUCUCUUCUCCCUCGUCUCUUAGAAAACAUGCGAAGGUUCACAGCGCAGAGAAAGCCUAUGAAUGUAAGGAAUGUGGGAAAGCCUUUCUUCAUUCUUUUUACUUGAUCAUACAUGCAAGAAUGCACACUGGAGAGAAAGUCUAUAAAUGUGUGGAAUGUGGGAAGGCCUACAGCUGGCCCUCUGACCUUAGGAUUCACAUGAGAACACACUCUGGAGAAAAGCCUUAUGAAUGUAAACAGUGCCAGAAAUCCUUCAGUUCCCCCUCAUCCUUUAAGGGACAUCUGCGAACUCACACAGGAGAAAAACCGUAUGCGUGUAAUGAAUGUGGGAAAGCCUUCAGCAGUCUCUCAUACUUUAGAACACAUGUGAGAAUUCACACUGGAGAGAAACCCUAUAUAUGUAAGCAAUGUGGGAAAGCUUUCAGUUGGUCAUCAUCAUUUCGAGGACAUUUGAGAACUCAUAGUAGAGAGAAACCCUGUAAGUGUAAGGAAUGUGGUAAAAUCUUCAGUAGACUCUCAUCCCUACAAAGACAUGUGAGAAAUCACAGUGGGGAGAAACUCUAAAUGUAAGCAGUGUGGGAAAGACUUCUGUAAUCCCCUAUCCUUAAAAAAAAAAAAGACAGGAACUCCCACAGGAGGGAAACCCUAUGUCAGCAAAUGUGGCAAAACCAUGUAAAUUAAUAUCACUUAUUGUGUACAAAAAUUGCUUACUAUUAGAAAAUUUUUAUAAGCAUCUUAGUUUUUUUUUUUUAUAAGCAUCUUAUAUUGUUGGCUUUAUUAGUGCCUUAUUCUUAAAAUAGGCUCCUAUCACAUUAUUUACAAUUUUUUUUUAAGAUUUUAUAUAUUUG